Messenger RNA from Kuraishia capsulata CBS 1993, 3129 nucleotides. RefSeq lists its product as uncharacterized. Gene Ontology annotation, molecular function: small GTPase binding. Lineage: Eukaryota; Fungi; Ascomycota; Pichiomycetes; Pichiales; Pichiaceae. Bases 1 to 3129 code for a protein of 1042 amino acids. The record is from RefSeq and is a predicted model, not a curated record. The transcript has a single exon. Gene Ontology annotation, cellular component: nuclear envelope; cytosol. Gene Ontology annotation, biological process: protein import into nucleus.
AUGAGUGAAAUUGAGUUAUUGGGCCUCAUAAAAAGUCAGUCGGAUUCCAACAAUGACACGAGAAAAAAGGCUGAACUUUCUUUCAUUGACCUUUCAAGAAGAGAGCCAUCCAUGGUGAUGAAUAGCUUGAUUAGUAUCGGCUCCCAAUUACAGAUUGACUUGCCUUUUAGGCAGGCUGCUUUGCUGCAUCUUCGCAGACUUGUUCCACAGCAUUGGUCGCUAGGAUUUGGAUCGUUUAUUGGACCUCCGGUUGCUCAAGAUGCUAAAACAUACAUCCGCUCUCAGUUAAUGGAGCUGCUGGGAGAUCUAGACUCCAGAAUAAGGAACAGUGCGGCUUAUGUGAUAGUACAAAUAUCCGCAGUUGAUUAUCCGGAUGAAUGGCCAACUCUGUUGGACGACUUGUACACUGGUGUUCUUAGUGAAGGUCAGAAGUCAGUCAAUCUGAAGUUGGGUUCGCUGAGUGUUCUUCGUGAUAUUUUUGAUGAUUUGGUUAACGAGGAUCAGUUUUUCGAUGGAGGGGUAGGACCUGUCGUUUUACAGAAUUGUGAGCAGUUGCUAGUGAACCCGGAAACGCCUUUACUAGUCAAAAUUGCUUCGCUAAAGCUAUUCGCGACAUGCGUUUCGCAGAUGGAGAACGCAGACAUCUGGUCCUUUCCACAACGAAAGGCGCUCAUCGAGGCGUUUGUUCCAAGAGCAUUGAGUUUUCUUAGAGAACUAUUAGUUCCGGGAAAACCUGAGAAUCAGCUGUCAAGUCUUUUGAACAUCUCGUAUCUGACAGAGAUAUUUUCAGUCACUUGCAGCAUUGUUAAUGCAUUCAGCAGUUCCCAGCGAGAGCUAAUUGACCAACUCGAUCAAAUGUUUUAUGACCUGAUACUCUACUAUUUGGAGGGAGUCUCAAGCAUUUACUCCUCUCCUAACUUCCAGUUUCCAGACUUGGAGGAAUUUCAAAGCAACCAGACAGAGUACAUCGAGCCGAAGGAUGUGGUCAGGAAUAUGAUUAUGGUGGUGAUUCCAUUGAUCCCUCUCAUUUUCCAAGAAAAACGUGUUUCGAAAGUUGAAACUCUCUCCGCCAUCUUACAAGCGUUGUCGCAAAUCACUGACGACUGUAUCGAAAGCUGGGACGAAGAUUUCAAUGAGUUUGUAUCGAAAGAAACUGAAAUAUCCAUAUACAAGGAUGUCAGAGAUGUGGUGCAGAUUGCCGUAUCAGAAAUUUCAGGGUAUUCUGCCAUGGAAAUGUUCAAAACUUUGUUAACCAGCUUUCAGAAUGAUGCUGAGAACAAUUCCCUGAGUUGGAAAACUAAAGAAGCCAAUCUAUUUCUCAUGAGUUCAUGCCUUCUAAGCGACGACGACUUUCCAACAACAGGUCCAGAGCUCUCUCUUGAGGGCCUUGUUGCUGGAUUUUCCAGCAUGCUGACAGCCUCAGCUGGUCAAGUUGGUGGAAGCAUGAGUGACCAGCUUUUCUUUGCAAGACUUACAUGUUUUAUACCCAGGCUUUUUGAACAGUUCAAGAGCGAGUCUUCUGAAGAUCUGGCUUUGAGCACAGUGAAUUCUUAUCUGCAAGCAUCAUCAUUCUUCGAUCAAAACUCCAUGGAGAUUGUCAAGUGCUCAAUUUUGAUCGGCUUUUCAUAUCUCUUACCCUACUUGCCGGAGGAAGGACUUGGAAGAGAUCAUCAGCUAGCUCUGAUGAAGCUGAUUGAGUUGCUAUUAGUCGACUCGGAAGAGGAUACCAGGAUCAUGUUGCUUGAAACUCUGAAGAAUGCCAUUGACAUCGACAAUACGUCUUUAGACUCAAAGACUAUUGGUCUGAUUUAUGAUAUUUCGUUGAAGUACGCCUCAUCAUUUUCAAUUACCCAAAAUGCUAUAGAAUGCAUUGAAAGUGUUCUCCAUGGUUCAGAAGAGCAGCAGUACCUCUCGCUAUGCGAUGCCGGUUUGAGUCCGCUUUUGAAAACUUUUGUGGAUACCAUAAACUCCACAAACGGUAACAUUGAGUACUCGCCAGAGUUGGUGUUUGCGCUCGAUAUUUUGACCAUUUUCAUGAAAGAAGCCCGUUUGGAUGCGUCUGGCCAGAUGCCAGUACCUGUGUUCGAACAGGUGUUUCCCAUAAUCUCGAAGCUCACAUUCGAAACAUCAGAUGACCAGCUGCUGCAGUCCGUAUCGGAAACAUACGUUCAACUCUUGGAACGCUCCUCGAGGUUGAUUGCUCAGUACUCAGAGGGUGAUGGUGAUUCAAACGGCUUUGAAAUUUUACUCAAAAUCAUUUCAAAGUUUCUUUCACCCGAUCUCGGGGAUUCGGCUAUUGCAAAUCUGGGUGACCUUAUUAUUGCACUCAUUCACCAGUUCCAAGACCAAUCAGCCAUGGGUCAAUUUUUUGAAGAAAUCCUGAAAGCAGUGACGGUUAGACUGAUAGCCGCAAAGAACAUUGUGGCCAUAGCCAGUCUUACAUUGGUGUUUUGCGACUUGGCGGUCAAUAGCACUCGUCAAACAAUUGACUUUUUGUCUGGGUUUCAGGUCUCGGUAGCAAAUGCCCCGAAAACUGCUCUCGAGGUGGUGAUGCCAAUGUGGUUCGACAGUUUUGAGAUUGUCGCAGGUCACGCUCAAAUUGUGAAAAACAUCGAGGCAUUCACUCAAAUAUUGUACCUUAACGAUGAAAGACUUUCAAAUCUCAUUGUUAAUGGUGACGCAUUGCCCAUGCAGGUGGACCCCAACAUUAUCAUCACCAGAUCUAUGGCCAAGAACUACCAAACCAGAUAUUCUCAGAUACCAGCUACCGUGAAGAUGACAAAGCUGCUUGUUCAAGAACUGAAAUCUCAGUCAGAAUCGCAGAACAAUGUGGAUGACGCUAUAGAGGGAGCAAUGGAUCCUAACAAAGUUGCUCAAGCAGCUGAAAAUGACGAUGAUGGCUGGGAAGAUCUGGAUGAUGUUGGAGUUCCUUCGUUUCAGAAACUCCAGUCAUUUGCAGACGACGACGAGGAAAAAGAACACAGUGCUUUUUCUGAUCAAGAUACUCUGGAGCUCUUGAAACAAUUCUUCAAACAAUUUGCAUCGAAACCGGAGUACAAUUUUGAGACGAUCUACCAAUAUUUGUCAGACGAAGAGAAGAAGUCUCUGACUGAGUAUGUUUUCUUCUAG